AUGUUUUCCAAAAUAAUCCGCGAGAUAACAGUUGCAGCAGCUCGAGGCGGAAUCGACCCAAAAUUCAACCCGAGAUUACGACUUGCGAUCUUGUCCGGAAAAGAAGCCAACUUGCCGAAAGUCAGAAUAGACGAAGCGAUAAAGAAGGCCUCUUCCCCAACUGACACCAGUCUCUACAAGGAAGUGAAGUACGAAGGUUACGCUGCUUCCGGCGUCGCAGUCAUUGUUGAGACUCUCACAAACAACAAGAACCGAACAGUCCAAGCAAUCCGCUCGACAUUCACCAAGUACGGCGGAGCCCUGGGAGAAAACGGCUCAGUGAGUUUCAUGUUCAAAAACAUGGGACUUAUAACAUAUCCGAAAGAAACAAAAAGUGCAGACGAAAUGAUGGAUCUUGCGAUCGAAGCGGGUGCAGAGGAUUGUCAGCUUGUAGAAGAUGAACAUGAAAUAUUGUGCAACAUGGAGAACUUUCAUACGGUCAGAGAGUUUCUAGAAAAGAAUUUGGGUGAAGCGAGCAGUGCAAAGUUGAUCUGGAAACCUAAUAGCACUUUGACCUUGGACCAUGAGAAAACUACGAAAGUGCUGAAACUAUUGGACGUGUUGGAAGAUCUCGAUGAUGUUCAGAAUGUGUGGUCGAAUAUAGAUAUUCCGGAUGAUUUUAAUAUAGAUGAGAUAUAA
Molecule: messenger RNA, 678 nt
Organism: Macrosteles quadrilineatus (aster leafhopper)
Lineage: Eukaryota; Metazoa; Arthropoda; Insecta; Hemiptera; Cicadellidae
Product: probable transcriptional regulatory protein GOX1679
Exons: 1
Coding region: 1-678 (225 amino acids)
Cellular component (GO): mitochondrion
Source: RefSeq, a predicted model, not a curated record